This is a messenger RNA of Spea bombifrons (plains spadefoot toad), 2147 nucleotides long. It is a transcript of the gene MSN, whose product is annotated as moesin. Gene Ontology annotation, molecular function: actin binding; cell adhesion molecule binding. Bases 162 to 1904 code for a protein of 580 amino acids. Gene Ontology annotation, biological process: regulation of cell shape; positive regulation of protein localization to early endosome; positive regulation of early endosome to late endosome transport. NCBI's taxonomy places the organism in Eukaryota, Metazoa, Chordata, Amphibia, Anura, Pelobatidae. The record is from RefSeq and is a predicted model, not a curated record. The transcript has 13 exons. Gene Ontology annotation, cellular component: filopodium; microvillus; cytoskeleton.
GUUCCGUUAUAGCGGGGGGAUCACACGGCAGCAGACGCACACAGACACCCGGCUUAGAGUCUCUGCGGCCCCGGUAUACUCCGCCUUUUCACCCGACCUGUAUGGGCAGAAGCUGCAAUUAACAGGAUACAAGAGUAGCAGAGGACAGUUCAGGAGCCACCAUGCCAAAAACAAUCAGCGUACGUGUGACCACGAUGGAUGCUGAGCUGGAGUUUGCCAUCCAGCCCAACACCACAGGAAAACAGCUCUUUGACCAGGUUGUGAAAACCAUUGGCCUUAGAGAAGUGUGGUUCUUUGGGCUGCAGUACCAAGACACAAAGGGUUUCUCCACAUGGCUAAAACUCAACAAAAAGGUGACAGCCCAGGAUGUCAGAAAAGACAGCCCACUCCUUUUCAAAUUCCGUGCCAAGUUCUACCCAGAAGAUGUAUCAGAAGAACUGAUCCAAGACAUCACCCAGAGGUUGUUCUUCCUGCAGGUUAAAGAGGGGAUCCUCAAUGAUGACAUCUAUUGUCCUCCUGAGACUGCAGUACUGUUGGCUUCCUACGCAGUACAGGCCAAAUAUGGAGACUACAACAAAGAUGUGCAAAAACCUGGCUACUUGGCAGGGGACAAGCUGCUUCCACAGAGGGUUUUGGAGCAGCACAAACUCAGCAAGGAUCAGUGGGAGGAAAGGAUCCAUGUUUGGCAUGAAGAACACAGAGGAAUGCUCAGAGAGGAUGCAAUUCUGGAAUACCUAAAAAUCGCUCAGGACCUGGAGAUGUAUGGUGUGAACUACUUCAGCAUUAAGAACAAGAAGGGCUCUGAGCUUUGGCUUGGAGUGGAUGCUCUUGGCCUGAAUAUUUAUGAGCGGGAUGACAGGUUGACCCCAAAAAUUGGCUUCCCAUGGAGCGAGAUUCGAAAUAUUUCAUUCAAUGACAAGAAAUUUGUUAUUAAACCAAUUGACAAAAAAGCUCCUGACUUUGUGUUCUAUGCCCCACGAUUACGGAUCAAUAAGCGCAUUCUGGCCCUGUGCAUGGGAAAUCACGAACUAUACAUGAGGCGCAGGAAACCAGACACGAUUGAAGUGCAGCAAAUGAAGGCUCAGGCCCGAGAAGAAAAGCACCAGAAGCAGAUGGAGAGAGCUUUGCUGGAGAAUGAGAAAAAGAAGAGAGAGCUGGCUGAGAAGGAGAAAGAAAAGAUUGAGCGUGAGAAGGAAGAGCUGAUGGAAAGAUUGAGGCAGAUUGAAGAUCAGACUAGAAAAGCACAAGAAGCAUUAGAGGAGCAGACUCGAAAGGCAUUGGAGUUGGAGGAAGAAAGGAAGAGAGCGCUGGAGGAGGCAGAGAAACUGGCCCGGGAGCGCUUGGCUGCAGAGGAGGCCAAAGAAGCCCUGCUAAAGCAGUCACAAGACCAAAUGAAAAAUCAAGAACAGCUGUCGGCAGAACUGGCAGAAUUAACUUCUUGCAUCAGCGAGCUGGAGCUUGCCAGGAAGAAGAAGGAAAGUGAAGCUCAACAAUGGCAAGAAAAGGCACACAUGGUGCAAGCCGAUCUGGAAAAGACCAAGGAGGAACUGAAGCAUGUAAUGGCCACUCCUCAUGUUCAGGAGCCCGUACAUUCUGAGAAUGAACAUGAUGAUGAACAAGAUGAGAAUAGUGCAGAAGCCAGUGCAGAACUUAUGGCUGAUGCCACAAUCAAGGACCGAAGUGAGGAAGAUCGCACCACGGAAGCUGAGAAGAAUGAAAGGGUUCAGAAACACCUACAGCUUUUAAGCUCUGAGUUGGCGAAUGCCAGGGAUGAGACCAAGAAGACAGCAAAUGAUCUUCUCCAUGCAGAGAACGUACGUGCUGGAAGAGACAAAUACAAGACCCUUCGCCAGAUCCGUCAGGGCAACACCAAGCAGCGUAUAGAUGAAUUUGAAUCCAUGUAAAAUGUUUAUAUGCUUGUCCAUUCCACACACUCGUGUCCUUCCUUUCAAUGUCUCGGCUGGAACCACCACUAAGCAGUCAGGGUUAGAAGCAGUACAAUCACUAGGCAUUUAUUUUUUUUAAACUAUUUCCCUGUAAUAAAAGGGAUCAUCAUCCACUAUCCAUUUAGGUCCAGGCUGUUCCAAACAUAAUGAGCAAGAGCCAUAAAAACUAUUUUACAUUAACUAUUUGUACACAAACUAUUU